GAUAAUCAGAGGGGUACCUGUCUGUCUGUCUGUCUGUCUGUCUUCAGAGCAUUUUCAGUCGAACUGUCAGAGGAACCUGAAGAAUAUUCAGAGAGUUUGUGGAGAGCUAAGUCAUGAUGUCUGAUUCCAGGGUGUCCUCUGUCAUCCAGGAGUGGGCGACCUCGUACCCGGGUCAGGCCCACACCCAGACGUUGAACCUUGCCACUUCCAACCACGCUGCGUCGACCAAUCAGCUGGCUCAGAUGGACAUGAUCCCGUACAGCCAGUCUCAGGGGCUGGUGAGAGUUGGCGGUGAUGACAGAAUGGCUGAGCAGAUGAUGGGGCUGCCUUACCUGCCGUACACCACUUCCUGUCUCAGCAACACCUCGACCGCAGGGAGCACAAACCACCACCAGAGCCACGCCAACAAUCAGCAAGACUUCUCCUCCUUCCUCCUGCCAAGUCUGCGGGCCCCGGUAAACAAGAGGAGCAUCAGCAAGGACAGUGCAGAGUACCGUAUGCGACGCGAGAGGAACAAUGUCGCUGUGAGAAAGAGCCGGGACAAGGCCCGCAGGAGGAUCCUGCUGACCCAGCAGAGGGCCCAGCACCUGCAGGAGGAAAACCAGAAGCUGCAGAUGAGGAUAGGGCAACUGACACAGGAGCUGGACACUCUCAAACAUAUCCUGUCACAGAGGCACCUGCAUGGAGCUGAGGAGGGAGUAGCUGGGGAGUCUAGUAUCUAGAACCACGUUUGUACCUGGUAAUAUCAUCUAACUGUAGGCGUCAUAUUCAUUAUUAGUGUCUAGGCAGUCCUCAAAUGCCUCCUUGUUGAUUAUUCACCAAAAGGCAACCAUUUGUGAAAAAGUCACUUAUAGAAGAAGUAGGUUUGAAAAUGGAGCAGUUUGUGUGGAUUCAAUGGCAGAUAUAAGGCUUAGUUAUAGCUUCAUAUUGUAAAAUUGUGACGAGAGAAAGCAUAACACACUGGCGGGGCUGUAGCGACCACUGAGGACAUUGAGAUCAUGUCUCCUGGAAAUGUUGGGGGUCAUAGCAGCCAGGGGGAGUUUAUAUUCUACAAUUACUACGUUAAGCCCUGUAAACUGUUGCUAUACCUGUUAAGCUCUCGCACAGCACAUAUUCAUUUUACACAGAUAAUGGUGGUAGAUUUAACACUCAAACACACAGAAGAAAGAAAAAGCAGCAUCUCCUUCCUAGCAGACAACUGUGGGAUUUAGUUGGCUGACUGUCGCUAGCAGAUUUUAAACCCUGUUUUAAGUAGCUUGUUUAAUGUUUCCAGCUCUUUGGAUGUUCCAGCCCGCAACAGAUAUUUUUCUGGCAUAAUCUAUAAUCAUUUAGUUAACCCCAAUCCCUUUGAAAACAAUGCAACGUUUCUGCUCUUGUUAGUGUGCUAGUCAGCUAGACAUGUUAACAUUUGCAGCAUACAUGGGCAAAUAAAAAGACACCACCAUCCAAACUUUGAAUGCAUACAUACAGUGUGUCUCUACAGCCCCAUAUGUACACCCCAACACAUGGAGAAGUUUGGUAGGCCCACCAGACCUAGUUAAAGGUUAGCAAAUGGUCAGUGAAAUUCAGGGCAGUGUGGAUUAGGUUUUACUUUUUUUUUUUUUUUUUUUUACAGAAAAUAUACAGUUAACUGAAUAAAUAAAAUGUUUUUUAAAAUCCAAUAAAUGAAUAAAAAUCAGAAUGUUUUGGUAUCUGUUCAGAACUUCCUGGGUGAGAGGAGAAUUACUUCCUCAGUAUUGCUCAAAUUGUGGCUACAGCCCUGUACUUUAGAACUUCAUGAAGCACCCAAACAUUUAGUAGGAAGACAUGAGAUGGGUUUGAAUGUAAAUGUAAGCCAUUGCACGUUCUAAACUUUCAGUGAGUGUGAAUAUCACAAUUUGUAAAACAGCUACGUUAGAUGGAGAAAAGGAGUUUAAGGAGAAGUUGGUGUACACAACAGUUAUUUAACAAAUCCAAAAAUUAACUUUCCUGAAAGUUCCUGAGGACAACAUCUUCACAUCCACAAUCCUCUCAGACCCUUUAAAAAGAGGAGCCCUCUGUGAAUUAGACUGAUUUGUUAUAUGAUUUGAUUUAACAAACAUUGCCUAAUUAUCUACCUGACACUUCUUGUCAUCGUCAGAGAUGCUUGUAAGUGUAGUUGCCCAACAAGGUUACACCACAACCUGCGGUUUGUAGGGGGGUUCAAUGAAAUCUAAGUAUCUCUCUCUGUAUAAUACUCUAUCUUUUGUCACUAAACCGGCGUGGGAUUACUUGAAAUAAUGCUGAUAUAAGAUAUGAUUUUUAAUGUUGUUGAAUGUGUUUUAUAAUUUUAUAUUAUUGCACUGUUAAAGCAAAACUUUGUCAAAUAUUUUCUUAAAUAAACAAAUAAUUGCUUGUGCUUGGAAAAAAA
Messenger RNA from Dicentrarchus labrax (European seabass), 2389 nucleotides. It is a transcript of the gene cebp1, whose product is annotated as CCAAT/enhancer binding protein (C/EBP) 1. Lineage: Eukaryota; Metazoa; Chordata; Actinopteri; Moronidae. Bases 114 to 722 code for a protein of 202 amino acids. Gene Ontology annotation, molecular function: RNA polymerase II cis-regulatory region sequence-specific DNA binding; DNA-binding transcription factor activity, RNA polymerase II-specific. The record is from RefSeq and is a predicted model, not a curated record. Gene Ontology annotation, biological process: regulation of transcription by RNA polymerase II; myeloid cell differentiation; DNA-templated transcription. The transcript is spliced from 3 exons.